Molecule: messenger RNA, 3512 nt
Organism: Contarinia nasturtii (swede midge)
Lineage: Eukaryota; Metazoa; Arthropoda; Insecta; Diptera; Cecidomyiidae
Product: solute carrier family 12 member 9
Exons: 8
Coding region: 194-3046 (950 amino acids)
Biological process (GO): chloride transmembrane transport; potassium ion import across plasma membrane; potassium ion homeostasis
Cellular component (GO): membrane
Molecular function (GO): potassium:chloride symporter activity
Source: RefSeq, a predicted model, not a curated record
CACACGAAAAAUUUAUUGUUGAUAUACGAAUUGACGACAUUGAAAACUUCAAUAGAAUUCAAGUCGGAAAAUAAUUACAAUUGUUAAAAAUGUCAUUCAUCUAGUUUUGUUGAUUUGUGUAUAACAAUAGAAUUUGUGUGCACACAGAUGCAAUAUAUAUUCGUAUAAUCGUUGUGAAAGUAUACACGUGAAAAUGUUUUCAACGUCAAACUCAACGGAUGCUAUUAAUCCGAAUAUUAUUACUGCGGAGAGCGAACGGUCACCAAUAGCAGGCAUGCGAAUCUUUCGUCGAUUUGGUGCAUUAGUUGGAAAUAAUCAUUCAACAAGUUCCAACUCAACAAAUGAUGGAUACGUGGAAUUCGGUAUUUCGGAUACAGAACGAACUGGCAGAACAUUGGGAACAUUUGCUGGUGUUUUUAGCCCCGUCGCACUUUCCAUGUUCAGCGCUUUGCUAUUCAUUCGAGUUGGUUUUCUUGUUGGAAAUGCUGGUCUAUAUGUGGUAUUGCUUCAAUUUGUAAUCGCAUACGCGAUACUGUUGUUUACAGUCUCUUCAGUGUGUGCGAUUUCAACGAAUGGAGCGGUCGAAGGAGGCGGUGUCUAUUUCAUGAUAAGUCGAACUUUGGGCCCUGAAUUUGGUGGAGCCAUCGGAACGCUAUUUUUUUUCGCAAACGUUGUCGGAAGUGCUUUAGCGAUUACUGGCUGUACCGAAGGUAUCGUCGACAAUCUGGGACCUGGCGGCUACUAUGGCGGCGAACAUGGACUUAUAAAUAACGGGCCAUGGUGGCGUUUUCUCUACUGUACACUUGUGAACACAUUAAUGUUGCUUGUUUGUUUGGUCGGUGCAUCGUUGUUUGCAAAAACAAAUGUACUCAUUCUGGGAAUUGUGAUUGUUUGUUUGAUUUCAACAUUUGUUUCGUUUUUGACAAGAGGCGAACUUCAGGUCCCCGUACCAAGUGACAAUACACUCGUUCAAAAUGCAACACAUCUAGUAAAUUAUACAUACACCGGACUUAGUAUGGAUACCUUACAGGCCAAUCUUUAUCCACAAUAUGGUCAAGAUUAUUCGGCUGGCGGUAGAUAUGUAACAUUUGCCAUUGUGUUUGGUGUUUUAUUCUCUGGUGUGACUGGCAUAAUGGCCGGUGCAAAUAUGAGCGGUGAAUUGAAAAGUCCAAGUCGAAGCAUCCCAGUUGGUACAAUGUCAGCGGUUGCAUUCACAUUUACCUGUUAUGUGCUGCUAUCAUUAUUCAUUGCAGCAACAUCGACAAGUGAAUUGCUAAGAAAUAACUAUCUAUUUUUGAUGCCCGUCAAUCUAUGGCCGAUUUUUGUUGCGAUUGGUAUUUUAAUGGCGACAUUUUCAACGGCAUUAUCAAAUUUGAUUGGUUCGAGUCGGGUACUUGAAGCAAUGGCAAGGGAUAGAGUGUAUGGAAGAAUUUUGGAUUUUGUAUCGCGCGGUACUUACAAAAAUAAUCCCAUUGCAGCGGUGCUGAUUAGUUGGAUACUUGUCGAAGGCAUAUUAUUGAUUGGUUCAUUGAAUUUAAUCGCACAAAUUAAUUCAGUCCUGUUUUUAUUAUCAUAUAUGGCAACGAAUUUGGCAUGUUUGGGAAUUGAAUUGACCGGUGCACCAAAUUUCCGUCCCACCUUCAAAUAUUUUACAUGGCAUACAUGUCUUAUCGGUUUAAUUGGAACGCUUACAAUGAUGUUUAUUAUCAAUUUCAUUUAUGCUUCCAUCUCAAUCAUAUUAUGUUUGAUUCUAAUCAUUUUCCUACACAUCUUUUCGCCGAUAUCACAAAAAACUGACUCUGGUUCAAUAUCGCAAGCGCUAAUGUUCCAUCAGGUUCGAAAAUAUCUGUUGAUGUUAGACUCACGUAAGGAUCAUGUCAAAUUUUGGCGACCUCAAAUGCUCCUUCUCUUAUCGAGCCCACGUACCGCAUGUCCGCUGAUUGAUUUUGUGAACGAUAUGAAAAAAGGCGGACUGUAUGUGUUGGGCCACGUGAAAGUCGGUGAAUUUGGUGAAUAUAAGUCAAAUGAGGAUCCAGUCAUUGAAGAAUACGGAAAGUGGCUAUCAUUGAUCGAUCACAUGCGAGUGAAGGCAUUUGCUGAAGUUACAAUGGCACGCACAAUACGAGAAGGCAUACAACAUUUAAUUCGAUGCUCUGGAAUGGGCGCCAUGAAACCGAAUACCAUCAUUUUAGGCUUUUAUGACGAGGAAAAUUUAACCGAUUUCUUUAUGAACGAGAGUUCUUUGUAUAAAACGGAAAAAUUCAAUACAAACAAUGAGAUAACGUUCCCAAUUAGGCCAAAUGGAGUGCGAGAUCACUUGACACCGGAGGAAUAUGUGGCGAUAAUUUGUGAUGUAUUGCGUAUGAAAAAGAAUAUUUGUUUGUGUCGUCAUUUUCAUCGUUUGGACAAACAUUUAAUUGCAAAGAGCAAUCAUAUUUUAUACAUUGACGUCUGGCCCAUUAACGUAUUUGAUCCGACCAAUAAUAAUCCGUUCGAUGUCGUUUCUCUAUUCAUGCUUCAACUGGCAUGUAUCAUCAACAUGUUGCCAAAAUGGAAAAGCUUACAAUUGCGCGUUUUCUUGUGUGAAUCAAACAAUUCCAGUCGACAAAGCAAUUUCAGUGUUAAUUCAUCGGCGUCAUCGUUUGAUCGACCGGCUGAAUUUAAACUACGGCAACUACUCAAGGAAUUGCGUAUAUCGGCGUCAAUCCAUCAGAUACCUGAAUGGUACCAAAAUGAGGAAUUCGCACAAAACGGAAACAUUCUGAAAUUGUUCACAAACAAUGGCGAUAACGAUGGAAUUGACAUCUCUGAUGAGGACAUAAAUCGAUCGAAACUGUAUAUGCAAGGAGUUAACAAAAUCAUUCAGGAUCAAUCGAAUCAGUCUGCUUGUACGUUCAUCUAUUUAGCAUCACCGCCGAACAUUAAUUCAUCAAACUGGCAGGAAUCCAGCCGUCAUUAUUUGGAGCUAUUGACCGAACUGACGGUUGAUCUGCCGCCAACAAUCCUUGUUCACGGUACACACACGGUCACAUCAACGAAUCUCUAACAUAACCACCAAAUGAAAAAUGAACUUGGCAAUCGAAAUGACAGAAUGAAUAUUGAACUUAGGACACACAGGACUAUCGAUAAUUCGAUCCAUGAUGAUUAACUCUAUUUUUUUACACAUAUAUACACAAAACACAAUAUUACUAUUACUCUUAGUUUAUAGCAUGUAUUAACAAUGUAUUAGUUAGAAGCAAAGAUAAAAGAGAAUCUAUCGUGAUAGGAUGCACACAGUGUGUCAGAUACGAAUAUGCGUAAUUUCCCAAAAAAAUAAUUGAUAUUUGCAUACAAUAGUGAUAGUGGUAUAAAUAUUCCUCAAAUGUGUCGUGAUUGUAGCAUUGUGACGUAAACAAAAAAAAAGUAUAGUAUUUUUUUAAACGUAUAAAUGUUAAAUGUUCCAAUUGAUGAUAUUCUUUUUAGAAAUAAAUUGACAAAUCUUCCGACUUUGGAGUAAAAUCAAAACAACGAUA